AUGAGACAUAAGAUGCUAGAAAUUGCUUGCCCAGAGAUGACAUCUAUGCUUGCUCCGGCGCAUAAAGUGAAGACAAAAGGUGCACAGAAGACUAAAGUUGCACGACAUGAGAGGUCUACGAAACGUGACCCAUCAUAUUUUGAGCACGUUGACACUUUUGUUUCCAGGACAGAGCCUUCUUCUUCACGAAAAUCUCAAGUCAAAUCGAAGCCGAAAGAAUUUGCGCGAAGUGUUGUACCAUUCUUAGAUCAAUUUCAUCCGAUUUGUCAACCAUACAUUGUCGAUGUUGUUGAUGUUGUUGCCGAUGGUCAUUGCGGUUAUCGAUGCAUUGCUGCUUUGUUGGGUCUAGGUGAAGAGACAUGGCCUACUAUCCGACAUAACCUUUAUGAAGAACUAACUCAGUGGCGUGAUGAAUACGCAAAUUUAGUAGGAAGCUACAUCGAUUGGAAGAACUACUUCAGUCAUUAA
Vigna radiata var. radiata (mung bean) is the source of this 468-nucleotide messenger RNA. RefSeq lists its product as uncharacterized. The transcript has a single exon. The coding region runs from base 1 to 468 and encodes 155 amino acids. The record is from RefSeq and is a predicted model, not a curated record. Lineage: Eukaryota; Viridiplantae; Streptophyta; Magnoliopsida; Fabales; Fabaceae.